AUGUCUUCCUCAUCCAACAACACGGACAGCCAACAGCAGGAUGCUCUGUCCAAACUUCCAACUGAGCUUCUACUCGAGAUUAUCAGCAAGGAUUAUCUGAAAUGGGAGGACCACUACAACCUCCGACGUACAUCAUCUCGCCUAUCACAGCUUGUUCUCGAGCCCAUGUACCAGGGAGGAGACUAUUGCAUCUUUCGCAUGGCUUGCUUUCGUGGUGAUCUCGAUACGCUAGCUGUCUGUGCUCUGUAUGACGCCGUACCGACCGAGUGCAGUCAGAAGAGCCUGUUCGCGGGUCCUUUGGGUCUCAUUCAGCCGGGACAAGGCCUCCACCCAAGUGAGACGGAGAAUGACAACUACAAGGAGUCUUCGUAUUUCAAUGCCUGGGGCGAUGGACUUCACGGACCCGGCGACAUUGUUACACUAGGAUUCUACGAAGGCAUGUUUUCUGCAGAGAGAUUCAUCGAGGUUUGGCAAUGGCUGUCGGGCCAGGGGUGUAAACUCUUCACUUUUAUGAAGCUAGGCUCCCAGAUCAUCAUGCUUUUUUCUUGCUUCUCGUUUGCUCUGCUAUCCAUGCUUCCAAGUGCUGCUGACAAAGCGCGUCAUCAACAGAUCUGCGACGUGAUUCAUUUCCUUUACAGCAAGGGCUUGAGAAUCCCUCAUCCGGACAGGAGACUUUGGGUAAGAGGAACGUGGCCAGCUUAUGAACCUCUAGCCAGGGAGAAUCGCCCAACCAUGCUGCAGACUCUGCUGCAGACUCUGCUGCAGACCAACUGUCCACCCUCCAUUGUUGAGCUCUACUUGAGACAGGUCAACGAUGAGGGCCUCGUUUUCGAUUAUAGUCGCACAUGGCUUUCAUCCCCGCGUGGAUUGGGAAGCAUCCCGGAAUUUCUCCACAUCCUGUUCGAUGAUAUGUUCGCUCCCUGGAUCUUCAAGGGUGACAAUACCCGUAGUAUGGGCGAUGAUCUCCAGGAAAAGAUCUGCUUACUCACCCAACAUCAAGGCGCCAAUGCUUUUGAGCUGUACAUGCUUCAGGACAUUGUUACUGCAUUGCGAAGGAUUGAUGCCAGAAAGGUAAGUCGGGGCUAUCUUGACUUUGACCGCGAUGGAGUGUGGUGCUGGUAUGAACUCUGCAUGGCAGUUGCUUAUAUCUCUGAUGAGAAUAUUUGUAGUCAAACGGUGGAUCUUCACUUCACUGACCCUGGAGACGCAGAGAUGAUUAACCCGUACUUCAGGAGAUCCUGGGCUCCUCACAAGCAACUGGCGCUUGCGAGGAGAAAGGUCCUCAGGAAGAGAGCUCUUGAGUCUGGGCAAGAUCCCAAUGGUGUCCAGCUACAAGGAGUGGUACCAGCCGGACGUAGGUGGGCUCAGAUGCCCCUGGCUGCUUGGGAUUUCACCCUAUAA
Molecule: messenger RNA, 1401 nt
Organism: Fusarium verticillioides 7600
Lineage: Eukaryota; Fungi; Ascomycota; Sordariomycetes; Hypocreales; Nectriaceae
Exons: 1
Coding region: 1-1401 (466 amino acids)
Source: RefSeq, a predicted model, not a curated record